UUAUGGGCGUCGUUGAAGUCGAUACAGUGGGAAGUGUAAUAGUAGACGACGAUCCUGUAGAUGCUGACGUGGAGGGUGUAGUCAUUGUCGGGAUAGUAGGCGAUGCACUGGAGAGUGUAACAGUUGAGGACGAUUCUGAAGAUGCCGACGUGGAGGGUGUAGACGAUGGUGUAGGCGAUGGUGUUGUCGGUGUUGUUGGUGAGGUUCUGGUUGUCGUUGAAGUCGACACAGUGGGAAGUGUAAUAGUAGAUGACGAUCCUGUAGAUGCUGACGUGGAGGGUGUAGUCAUUGUAGGGGUAGUAGGCGAUGCAGUGGAGAGUGUAACAGUGGAGGACGAUUCUGUAGAUGCCGACGUGGAGGGUGUAGACGAUGGUGUAGGCGAUGAUGUUGUCGGUGUUGUUGGUGAGGUUCUGGGCGUCGUUGAAGUCGAUACAGUGGGAAGUGUAAUAGUAGACGACGAUCCUGUAGAUGCUGACGUGGAGGGUGUAGUCAUUGUAGGGGUAGUAGGCGAUGCAGUGGAAAGUGUAACAGUGGAGGACGAUUCUGUAGAUGCCGACGUGGAGGGUGUAGACGAUGGUGUAGGCGAUGGUGUUGUCGGUGUUGUUGGUGAGGUUCUGGUUGUCGUUGAAGUCGACACAGUGGGAAGUGUAAUAGUAGAUGACGAUCCUGUAGAUGCUGACGUGGAGGGUGUAGUCAUUGUAGGGGUAGUAGGCGAUGCAGUGGAGAGUGUAACAGUGGAGGACGAUUCUGUAGAUGCCGACGUGGAGGGUGUAGACGAUGGUGUAGGCAAUGUCGGUGUUGUUGGUGAGGUUCUGGGCGUCGUUGAAGUCGAUACAGUGGGAAGUGUAAUAGUAGACGACGAUCCUGUAGAUGCUGACGUGGAGGGUGUAGUCAUUGUCGGGAUAGUAGGCGAUGCAGUGGAGAGUGUAACAGUGGAGGACGAUUCUGUAGAUGCCGACGUGGAGGGUGUAGACGAUGGUGUAGGCGAUGGUGUUGUCGGUGUUGUUGGUGAGGUUCUGGUUGUCGUUGAAGUCGACACAGUGGGAAGUGUAAUAGUAGACGACGAUCCUGUAGAUGCUGACGUGGAGGGUGUAGUCAUUGUCGGGGUAGUAGGCGAUGCAGUGGAGAGUGUAACAGUUGAGGACGAUUCUGAAGAUGCCGACGUGGAGGGUGUAGACGAUGGUGUAGGCGAUGGUGUUGUCGGUGUUGUUGGUGAGGUUCUGGUUGUCGUUGAAGUCGACACAGUGGGAAGUGUAAUAGUAGACGACGAUCCUGUAGAUGCUGACGUGGAGGGUGUAGUCAUUGUCGGGGUAGUAGGCGAUGCACUGGAGAGUGUAACAGUGGAGGACGAUUCUGUAGAUGCCGACGUGGAGGGUGUAGACGAUGGUGUAGGCAAUGUCGGUGUUGUUGGUGAGGUUCUGGUUGUCGUUGAAGUCGACACAGUGGGAAGUGUAAUAGUAGACGACGAUCCUGUAGAUGCUGACGUGGAGGGUGUAGUCAUUGUAGGGGUAGUAGGCGAUGCAGUGGAGAGUGUAACAGUGGAGGACGAUUCUGUAGAUGCCGACGUGGAGGGUGUAGACGAUGGUGUAGGCGAUGGUGUUGUCGGUGUUGUUGGUGAGGUUCUGGUUGUCGUUGAAGUCGACACAGUGGGAAGUGUAAUAGUAGACGACGAUCCUGUAGAUGCUGACGUGGAGGGUGUAGUCAUUGUAGGGGUAGUAGGCGAUGCAGUGGAGAGUGUAACAGUUGAGGACGAUUCUGUAGAUGCCGACGUGGAGGGUGUAGACGAUGGUGUAGGCGAUCGUGUUGUCGGUGUUGUUGGUGAGGUUCUGGUUGUCGUUGAAGUCGACACAGUGGGAAGUGUAAUAGUAGAUGACGAUCCUGUAGAUGCUGGCGUGGAGGGUGUAGUCAUUGUAGGGGUAGUAGGCGAUGCACUGGAGAGUGUAACAGUGGAGGACGAUUCUGUAGAUGCCGACGUGGAGGGUGUAGACGAUGGUGUAGGCGAUGGUGUUGUCGGUGUUGUUGGUGAGGUUCUGGUUGUCGUUGAAGUCGACACAGUGGGAAGUGUAAUAGUAGACGACGAUCCUGUAGAUGCUGACGUGGAGGGUGUAGUCAUUGUCGGGGUAGUAGGCGAUGCAGUGGAGAGUGUAACAGUGGAGGACGAUUCUGUAGAUGCCGACGUGGAGGGCGUAGACGAUGGUGUAGGUAAUGUCGGUGUUGUUGGUGAGGUUCUGGUUGUCGUUGAAGUCGACACAGUGGGAAGUGUAAUAGUAGAUGACGAUCCUGUAGACACUGAUGUUGAGGGUGUAGACGAUGGUGUAGGCAAUGUCGGUGUUGUUGGUGAGGUUCUUGGUGUCGUUGGAGUCGACACAGUGGGAAGUGUAAUUGUAGAAGACGAUCCUGUAGAUACUGAUGUUGAGGGUGUAGACGAUGGUGUAGGCGUUGGUGUUGUCGGUGUUGUUGGUGAGGUUCUGGUUGUCGUUGAAGUCGACACAGUGGGAAGUGUAAUAGUAGAAGACGAUCCUGUAGAUACUGAUGUUGAGGGUGUAGACGAUGGUGUUGUAGGUGUUGUUGGCGAGGUUCUUGGUGUCGUUGGAGUUGAAACAGUGGGAAGUGUAAUAGUAGACGACGAUCCUGUAGAUGCUGAUGUUGAGGGUGUAGACGAUGGUGUUGUAGGUGUUAUUGGCGAGGUUCUGGGUGUUGUUAGAGUCGACACGGUCGGAAGUGUAAUUGUAGACGACGAUCCUAUAGAUACUGAUGUUGAGGGUGUAGAUGAUGGUGUAGGCAAUGUCGGUGUUGUUGGUGAGGUUCUUGGUGUCGUUGGAGUCGACACAGUGGGAAGUGUAAUUGUAGAAGACGAUCCUGUAGAUACUGAUGUUGAGGGUGUAGACGAUGGUGUAGGCGUUGGUGUUGUCGGUGUUGUUGGUGAGGUUCUGGUUGUCAUUGAAGUCGACACAGUGGGAAGUGUAAUAGUAGAAGACGAUCCUGUAGACACUGAUGUUGAGGGUGUAGACGAUGGUGUAGGCAAUGUCGGUGUUGUUGGUGAGGUUCUGGGUGUCGUUGGAGUCGACACAGUUGGAAGUGUAAUUGUAGAAGAUGAUCUGGUAGAUACUGAUGUUGAGGGUGUAGACGAAGGUGUUAUAGGUGUUGUUGGCGAGGUUCUUGGUGUCGUUGGAGUUGAAACAGUGGGAAGUGUAAUAGUAGAAGACGAUCCUGUAGAUGCUGAUGUUGAGGGUGUAGACGAAGGUGUUGUCGGUGUUGUUGGUGAGGUUCCUGGUGUCGUUGGAGUUGACACGGUCGGAAGUGUAAUUGUAGAAGACGAUCCUGUAGAUGCUGAUGUGGAGGAUGUAGUCAUUGUCGGUGUAGUAGGUGAUGCAGUGGAAAGUGUAACAGUGGAGGACGAUCCUGUGGAUGCCGACGUGGAGGGUGUAGACGAAGGUGUAGGCGAUGGUGUUGUAGGUGUUGUUGGUGAGGUUCCGGCUGUUGUUGGAGUCGACAUAGUGGAAAGGGUAAUAGUAGAAGACGAUUCUGUAGCUGCUGAUGUGGAGGGUGUAGACGAUGGUGUAGGUGAUGUUGGGUUUGUUUGCGUUUGACUGCAGUAUCCAUAUACAUCGAUAUUGGACUUAAUUUUUUUCUUAAAUUUUUUGUCGGAUAUAAUGAUGCUUAGAUUAUCUGCGUCUUCAUUCCAUAGUUGAAUAUCUAUAUCCGUUGGUAUGAGCUUUUUGGUCGGUUCAAUCAUUACGUACUGU
Anopheles coluzzii is the source of this 3746-nucleotide messenger RNA. RefSeq lists its product as uncharacterized. The transcript is spliced from 2 exons. NCBI's taxonomy places the organism in Eukaryota, Metazoa, Arthropoda, Insecta, Diptera, Culicidae. The coding region runs from base 3 to 3590 and encodes 1195 amino acids. The record is from RefSeq and is a predicted model, not a curated record.